This is a messenger RNA of Capronia coronata CBS 617.96, 807 nucleotides long. RefSeq lists its product as uncharacterized. Lineage: Eukaryota; Fungi; Ascomycota; Eurotiomycetes; Chaetothyriales; Herpotrichiellaceae. The record is from RefSeq and is a predicted model, not a curated record. The coding region runs from base 1 to 807 and encodes 268 amino acids. The transcript is spliced from 3 exons.
AUGUCGAAUUGGGAUCAGGAUGAAUUCAUGUCCCAGUGGGACAAAAAAUACGUCUCAACCAACGUGAAGACCGGGUCUCGACCAUAUGAUAAAGAAGUCUUCCUAAAACUCGACAAGGACCUGGCCUCAUAUCCCGAUCUACAUCGCAUUGCCCAUGCUAUCAUGGCUGCCGCGUUCUGUGCGGUAGGACGUGCAGAUGUUGUUGGAAGGUUCUUUGAUGACACUACGGCCACAGCCACGCCAGAUGAUUCAGAAGCAAUCUUCCUACGUCUUCGAGAAGCCAUCACCAUCAUCUUCCCUUACGUGGGUAUGCCGACCUGUAUACCGGCCUGCUACGGAAUGAUCGGCGUGGUCCAACGCAAAGGUCAAGCAUUUGCCUCUACAAGAGUGCUACGGAAGCCCAUCGUCACCGAACAGGACGCACAAAAAGGAAACGAACUCCGCUCAAGGAUCUAUAGCGGAGUGGGAAACUCGGAGAUUUUCGGGCUCAUGGAGAAAUAUUUCACGGAUUUAUUUACUUGUUCGACCGUGGUGACAUGGGGCUAUCUGAUCGCGAAGGCGAACGAGGAGGUCUUUCACCCCCAGGAGUCCCACCUGAUUGUGGCCACGGCCAUCAUGGCUUUGGGAGCAACACGCCAGGCCAAAAGUCAUAUCAAGGCCACGCUGGGCAUCGGCAACUCCAUCCCGUCGGUCAAAGCUGUGGUCGAAGUCGUCUCUGAAGUCGCUAGAUGGGCCGACCGUCCUCAUAUUGGACCUUUUCACGUUGAUGAGCUUGCGAGUGAGAUUCAGCGUGCGUUGAGGGGUUAG